CCCGAUAAACAAAAUACUAAGCUUUAAGGAUUUACUGGCAAUUUGCGAUUGCUGAAUUUGCCGGAAUGUCGAAUGCUGCCGACGUAGACGCGUUGGACUUUGAGCCUGAUGACGACGAUCUAAUGGACGAAGAGGCCGCCGUCGACGUCGAUGCCUCUUCUCCUGGUGCUGCUGCUACUAUCCCUAAACUUAAAUCCGCUAUCACUGGUGGAUCUGCCGCCGCCGCUGCCGCACCGAAGAAAACUAAAGGCCGUGGUUUCCGUGAAGAAACAGACACCGGGCGAGGUAACCGUAUGUCUGGUCGUUUCGAUUCCCUCGAUUCCGAUGGCGGACCCGGUCCUGAACGAUCAAUUGAAGGAUGGAUUAUUCUAGUUACUGGAGUUCAUGAAGAAGCACAAGAAGAUGACCUACAAAAUGCAUUUGGAGAAUUUGGGGAGAUCAAGAAUCUGCAUCUUAAUCUUGAUCGAAGAACUGGAUUUGUUAAGGGCUAUGCACUCAUUGAAUAUGAAAGUUUUGAAGAAGCAGAGAAAGCCAUAGCUUCAAUGGAUGGAGGUGAGCUUCUCACUCAAACAGUCAAUGUUGACUGGGCAUUCAGCAGAGGCCCUUUUAGAAGGAAAAACAACAGAAGGAGAUCGCCACAUGGGCAUCGUUCAAGAAGCCCUAGAAGAAGAUUUUGAUUUGUAUGCUUUUUAAGCAACAAAUUAGGGUUUCAAUUGUACUAGUAAACUCCAUAUGCAAGAGAGGAUUCUUUUCUUGUUUUUACUUUUUUGAUAUUUCUGUAAUCUGAAGCUUUUUAGACCAUUUAAAAUCAAUUUUUACAAAA
Lactuca sativa (garden lettuce) is the source of this 823-nucleotide messenger RNA. RefSeq names its product RNA-binding protein Y14. Gene Ontology annotation, cellular component: cytoplasm; nucleus. The record is from RefSeq and is a predicted model, not a curated record. Gene Ontology annotation, molecular function: mRNA binding. NCBI's taxonomy places the organism in Eukaryota, Viridiplantae, Streptophyta, Magnoliopsida, Asterales, Asteraceae. Gene Ontology annotation, biological process: RNA processing.